Messenger RNA from Cooperia oncophora, 201 nucleotides. Lineage: Eukaryota; Metazoa; Nematoda; Chromadorea; Rhabditida; Trichostrongylidae. The record is from the annotation of a GenBank genome assembly.
UUGCAGGUUGUACAAGAGUUGGGAGCACUGGACUCAUUGGUCAUUGUGCCUCCGGACAAUAACGUGCGUGGUGACAUUAUCGACACUAAUAUAAAGGAUUUUGAUAAGUUAUUCAACGACCGAUUGACAAUUCCAUUUCGACUAACUCAAGCUGCCCUUCCAUUUUUAGAAAAGUCAAAAGUAAGUUGCUUUUUCGUUUAA